AUGCUAAGUACUGCCUCGUGGUCUCCUCUUUCGUCCCCGUCACAGUUUAGUCUGAAGUUGACACUGAAAGAGACUGGAGGACUAUCCUCUUGUAACUGUAAGCAUGGAAAGGGAAACAUGUCCACCGUGGUCAGCCGUGGAAACAAACCUCCUCCGGGUUUUAGACAGGUGAAGACAUCACCGCUCUCACAAGCUACCAAGGCCAAGCCAAGCCGCCUCCGGCCACCCCAUGGCACGGGCAAUCUCGGCGCGAAUCCGGCCAACUCGUGCCCGCUCACGCCGCUGGGCUUCCUGGAGCGUGCGGCCACCGUCUUCGCCGACUGCCCCUGCGUCGUCUACCACGACACGGUCUUCACCUGGUCCCAGACACACCGGCGAUGCCUCCGCCUCGCCUCCGCGCUCGUCUCCCUUGGCAUCACCCGCGGCGACAUCGUGUCCGUGCUGUUGCCGAACGUGCCGGCCAUGUACGAGAUGCAGUUCGGAGUGCCCAUGAGCGGCGCCGUGCUCAACAACAUCAACACGCGCCUGGACGCGCGCACGGUCGCCGUCCUGCUCCGCCACUCCGGCUCCAAGCUCGUCUUCGUCGACCCAUCGUCGCUCCAGCUCAUCAACGACGCGCUCCGGCUACUCCCGCCGAAGCACCCGGCCCCGCGCGUGAUCCUCGUCGAGGAUCCUCAUGAGGACUUCUUCCCUGCUGCCCCGGCUGACACGUUAACGUACGAGAGGCUUCUCGACAAGGGCGACCCGGAGUUCGUGUGGGUGGAGCCGGCGAGCGAGUGGGACCCGAUGGUGCUCAACUACACCUCCGGCACGACGUCGGAGCCCAAGGGCGUGGUGCACUGCCACCGCGGGCUCUUCUUGAUCACAGUCGACUCGCUCAUUGAAUGGGCGGUUCCGCCGAGGCCGACGUACCUGUGGACGCUGCCCAUGUUCCACGCCAACGGCUGGAGUUUCCCCUGGGGGAUGGCCGUGGUGGGCGGUACCAACGUCUGCCUCCGCCGCGUCAACGCCGCCACGGUGUACGCCGCCAUGGCGAGCCGCGGGGUCACCCACCUCUGCUGCGCGCCCGUCGUGCUUAACAUGCUGGCCAACGCCCCCGACGGCGUGCGGCGGCCGCUCCCGGGAAAGGUGUGCAUUCGUACGGCCGGCGCACCACCGCCGGCAGCCGUGCUGCAGCGCACGGAGGCCAUUGGCUUCGAGAUCAGCCACGGGUACGGGCUAACCGAGACCGCGGGCCUGCCGGUGUCCUGCACCUGGAAGGUUCAGUGGGACAGCCUCCCUGCGCCGGAGCGCGCACGGCUGAAGGCGAGGCAGGGCGUGCGCACGCCGGCCACGGGCAACGUCGACGUCAUCGACAGCGAAACCGGCCGUACCGUGCCCCGCGAUGGCGCCACGAUGGGCGAGAUCGUGCUCCGCGGCGGCUGCGUCAUGCUCGGCUAUCUCAACGACGACGAGGCGACAGAGGCGGCGAUACGUGAGGACCGGUGGUUCUACACGGGGGACGUCGGCGUGAUGCAUCCGGACGGUUACCUGGAGAUCCGCGACCGUUCCAAGGACGUGAUCAUCAACGCCGGUGAGAACAUCAGCAGCGUCGAGGUCGAGUCGGUGCUCUACGGUCACCCGGCGGUGAACGAGGCAGCCGUGGUGGCGCGUCCGGACGAGUUACGAGGCGAGACGCCGUGCGCGUUCGUCAGCCUCAAGGAGGACGCGUCGGGCACGGUGACCGCAGCCGACGUCACUGCGUGGUGCCGGGAGCGCAUGCCGCAGUACAUGGUGCCCCGAACGGUUGUCUUCCUGGCCGAGCUGCCCAAGACCUCCACCGGCAAGAUCCAGAAGUACGUGCUUCGGAACCUCGCCGUGGAGAUGGGGCCCGCCCGCAAGGGCGUCACUGGCAGCAGGCAGCAGCAGUAA
Messenger RNA from Miscanthus lutarioriparius, 1911 nucleotides. NCBI's taxonomy places the organism in Eukaryota, Viridiplantae, Streptophyta, Magnoliopsida, Poales, Poaceae. The record is from the annotation of a GenBank genome assembly.